This is a messenger RNA of Tripterygium wilfordii, 1532 nucleotides long. Its product is annotated as F-box protein SKIP23-like. The transcript has a single exon. Bases 150 to 1331 code for a protein of 393 amino acids. NCBI's taxonomy places the organism in Eukaryota, Viridiplantae, Streptophyta, Magnoliopsida, Celastrales, Celastraceae. Gene Ontology annotation, molecular function: protein binding. The record is from RefSeq and is a predicted model, not a curated record.
UCUGCUUAGGAUAUCUUCCAAGGAUUCCCAGUUAUAAAUCUAUAAUCUUUCCAAAAAGAGCAGUCUUUUCCUUAGCAAAGUGCGGGCAUUUUUUGACCUGAUAAACACUUGGAUCUUGCUUGGCUCUUGCUUGGAGAAAAACUGUGAACAUGGCGAACAUGGCGCAGUGGACGGAGCUACCAAAGGAUCUUCUUCUCUUAAUAGCCAAAACACUCGAAACCCAGAUAGAUUAUCUCCGUUUUAGAUCUGUCUGCCCCUCCUGGAGGUCCUCAGCUCCACCAAAGCCUCGAGCUCUCCUCGGCCAUUUCUCUGUUUCUGAUAAUCCGUCCACCUGUUCGAACAAUUACCACGUCUCCAAACGCACCAUUUACAUCGUCGAAUUGCCUGAAAGAACUCAUCAGAACCAGACACCAAGUCAUCAAUGGUUGAUUAAGGUAGAGGAAGAUGUCUCUGGCAGGAUGCAUCUGCUGCAUCCACUAUUCAACUCCUUCUUCAAAACCCUUCCAGCUAAUUUUCCAAGAGUGAUGGACUUAUUGAAUACCCGUGUUCUUCAAUUGGGUGAUGAGUAUGUUCGUCAGUGCAGAACAAAUUACAGUCCUUCCAAUGGGCCAUUGAAAGGAACACGCCAAUUCCUGCAUAUUGGUAAGGUUGCUUUUAUGGGUUUGAGUUGUAAUAAUGAUGAUGAUUAUGUAUUACUUGGACCUUCUUCAUCUGGCGGAUUGACCAUGUUUAGUUCCAGAGAUAACCAAUGGACUGCAAUGGGUGAUCACCGUCUGAACUAUGUGGAUGUUACUGCUUUCCAUGGCAAGUUCUAUGCCAUUGAAAAAAGAGGAAUGACAUCCAUCAUUGAUCCUUGUUGUCCAUCAAAGUUUACCUCAUUUAAGUCUUUAAGGCUUGGUGAUGACACCAAGCAGUUCUUGGUUGAAUCAAGUGGUGAUUUGUUGUUGGUUGACAUGAAUGUAUCUGCUUGGGUUAGACAAUACUGGGAUUUCAAGCCAAUGGACAACAAUUGUAUUUUUAGCUUUACUGUGUUCAAGUUAGAUGGCCAGAAAUGGGAGCCGGUGAAAAGUUUAGGGGACAGUGUGUUGUUUUUGAGUGACUACUCCACAUUUUCAGCCUCUGCAUCUGAUGUUUCUGGAGUCCAAGGAAACUGCAUAAUCUUUAGUUAUGGAUCUUUUAUGUACAUUGAGGAGGAAGAUGAUCAAUCAAAGAGGAGUAGCACAUAUAUCUUUGAUCUUGAAAAUGAUAAUGUCAAAUGUGCAAACGAAAAGCCAGAGUAUUCCAAGUUGUUCUGGCCUCCUCCUGAUUGGGUAACUUCAAUGGGAAAGUGAAAGAUUGUAAAGAGUUUGUUCAUUUUCCCCACCAUGAAGUUCCACUUUGUGACUAGUAAAUCUUAUGUCAGCUUCUACCUUUCCUAUGCCUGUAAUUUUCCACUAAACUAGUGAAGACUUUUGUGGUUUUAUUUUUCAAUUGUAAUUUUCCACUAAACAGCUAAACAACUUGAAAGUGAAGUGGAUUACAUUCAUUUUAGA